Molecule: messenger RNA, 4236 nt
Organism: Chrysemys picta bellii (western painted turtle)
Lineage: Eukaryota; Metazoa; Chordata; Testudines; Emydidae
Gene: NAXD
Product: NAD(P)HX dehydratase
Biological process (GO): metabolite repair
Molecular function (GO): ATP-dependent NAD(P)H-hydrate dehydratase activity
Source: RefSeq, a predicted model, not a curated record
CCUCCCCGGUGCGCGGCCAUUGCAGCGCCGGCCGGCCGGCCGAGGAUGAUCACCAACACGCGGGGCUUCCUGUGGUCCGACCUGGAGACGCGGGCGCUGCUGGAGAUCUGGGGCGAGGCCGACGUGCAGUCCGCGCUGGACGGGAACUUUCGGAACAGCCAUGUGUACCGGGACGUGGCCUGCCGCCUGGCCGAGCUGGGCUUCGAGCGCACCCCGGAGCAGUGCCGCAUCCGCAUCAAGGGCCUCAAGCGCCAGUACUACCAGGCCCGGGACGGGCUGAAGAAGAACGGGCACGCCCGCAAGAUCUGCAAGUACUACGACGAGAUGGACCGGAUCCUCAGCUGCCGGGGCGGGCCGGACAGCGCGCCCGAGCCGCUGGCCCAGCCCGCCGACAGCGCCCAGCCCGCCGCCGGGCCGCCCACGCCGGGCACCCCCCACAACAGCCGCGAGCCCGACACCGAGCUCGACGAGGACGCCGAGCUCGAGUCCCCCCACGACCACUUCACCGAGGACUCGGGCGAGUGCUCGUCCUACGCCGAGCACCCCAUCAAGGUGGAGUGCCCCCCGUUCGCCAUUCCCGUGCCGCCCGCCGAGGGUGAGUACCAGCAACCGGGCCGGGGAGCCCCACCCCGUAUACACGCCGGCUUUAAACAAAUCAAUGCUCAAACCAGUACACAACCACUCUCUCAACCCAAAAGAUCAAAAAAACGCCAUGCAAAUUUAACACUGGAUAAAAUGAUGGAAAAAUUCCUACAACAAAGUGUGGAUACAGAAGAGAAAUUUUACAAAUAUGAAGAGCAGCGGCUUAAAAUUGAGGACAAGCGCCGUGAAGCUGAGCAUGCUCGAGAACUCCAGAUGUUACAAAUGUUGGGACAGAUGUUGGCAGGAAUUUCUUCUACAGUAUCACAAAGGUCACAGUCUAUGCCAACUAGUCCUCCUCAGAGAGCAAAUCACCGAUCAUAUGGCGAUAACUUUAAUUAUAAUGCUAUGACAGCAGCACUUUCUCCACCAAUAGUUAUCGAGAGAGCCUUUUCACUACACAAAACACAUUCUAUAAAGGACAUGGAGAAUAUUUUUCAAUUGGUGCGCAAUGUUAUUCCUCCUCUAACAGCAAAGAAGCAUAAAGGUCAAGAUGGACGGAUAGGCAUCGUGGGAGGAUGUCAAGAGUACACUGGGGCACCAUAUUUUGCUGCAAUUUCAGCUCUAAAAGUGGGUGCAGACUUAUCCCACGUAUUUUGUACCAAAGAUGCAGCAGCUGUAAUAAAGUCAUAUAGUCCAGAACUGAUUGUUCAUCCAGUGCUUGACAGUCCUAAUGCUGUUCAUGAAGUGGAAAAGUGGUUGCCGCGACUGCAUUCAGUUGUCAUAGGACCUGGUUUAGGUAGAGAUGACGUACUACUUGAGAAUGCUAAGGGUAUUAUAGAAAAAGCCAAGGUCAAAGGAAUUCCGAUUGUCAUUGAUGCUGAUGGAUUGUGGCUCAUUUCCCAACAGCCCUCUCUUAUUCAAGGUUACCAGCGAGCGAUUCUUACUCCAAACUAUAUGGAGUUUAGCAGACUUUAUGAAGCUAUGCUUAGAGAUCCUGUGGAUAGCAAUGAUCACCAUGGAUGUGUGUUACGGCUCAGUCAAGCCAUGGGGAAUUUGACAAUUGUUCAGAAAGGAGACAGAGAUCUUAUUUCAGAUGGAGAAAAAGCCUGGUCUACACUUGUUGACUUCCUGCUCUACAAAGAUGUGCCCCACCAUUCUGUUGUACUUGUAUGCAGUCAUGAAGGAAGCAGCCGAAGAUGUGGUGGACAAGGGGACCUUCUUUCAGGUUCUCUUGGAGUCUUGGCACACUGGGCAUUUCUUGCUGGACCAGAAAAAACUAAUGGUCAAAAUCCUUUUCUAGUGGCUGCAUUUGGUGCUUGUUCUCUUACAAGGCAAUGUAACAACCAAGCCUUUCAAAAAUGUGGACGUUCAAUGACUACAUCUGAUAUGAUUUCAGAAGUUGGAUCAGCUUUUAACAAACUUUUUGAAACCUGAAGCCAAAGCAGCAGAGUGGAAGGAAAGGAAGAACAAUGGCUACAACAGUAAUUACAUUUACAGUAGAAUAUACAUAAGUAAUGCACCCUUUCAAGUGCUGUAGCAGCAUUGGUAUGCUAGGUAGGUUUUUUUUUUUUUAAGAAUAGAAAAAAUGAUUAAUGUAGAUAGUUUUUUAAGAGUUUGGAAUACAAAAAAUGUUUUGGCUGAAAUAUGCUGUAGUUGCAGAUCUGUUAUAUAAUAUAAUAAAACUAAAGUGAAAGUAUUCCUCUGUUCUUUCAUAGUUAUUGAGCAAUAACUAAAGUGUGUGUGAACUGCAAAAAUGCACUUGAUACUUAAGAAGAAAGUAAAAUUCUUCCACCAGCUGAACUGAAUUUCUUGGCUUGCACCAAGGUUGUCAUGAUUUUGUUAUUAAACUCUGUAUCUAGAAUUAGCUACUGCACUUCAUUUUUCUCCACAUUAAUAUUUUUUCCCCUUUUUAAAGAUGCCUCUUUGGAAAGGGAAAGCUUGGGAGUUCCUUUCAAUUUUGAAUGUAAUUGGUUGCCUUUGCCCAUUCUUAGACACUGAGGCAGCAAUAUCUGAUUUGAAAUUCUUGCUCUUCAUUUUUCAGAGAAAAUGAGGCUCUUGUUUUAAAAAGUAAAGGGGGGGGAACCCCCUUAAAAUAAGGAUUUACUCUAGAAGUGUUGGCAUGAAAGGUAGGAAUUAUGUUUAGCUGAAAUAAUUUACUGUAUAUUCCAUCUACUGCUCUAGACUAAAAUUGAAUAUGGAACACAAUGUGAAAUGUAAUCAUUUGAAGAAAAGGUACUAGGUGUGGUGAGGAACUAGUGAUAUUUAAAUGGUCAAAAAUGUCAGUGGUGGUAGAAGGUUGAGUGCUUUUAUGCCAGCUCAAAACAAGUUAUAACUCAAACUGCUGGAGUAGAGCUCUGAGCACAUUACUGUAUGGAUGCAUAUGUGGCUAUUGCCACCAUAAAUAAUAAUUGAGGAGCCAGAAAGCUGCACUUAAUUAUACAAUGUUAGUGCCAUGCAGGCAGUCAAAUACAGUUAGUCCACUAGGAGACUGUACUGGGCCCAGGGGAUAGAAAAGAAGUGGGGGUGGUCAAGCCUUGGCUGUCGCAAGGUUUUUAAAGGCUUUUACUGGAUCAUCAUUUAACAAAGGCAGCACUUUAGUGUCAAGGAGGACAGGUCAGCAGUUCCGUGUGUGUCUUGCUGUUUGAGUAGAUGCAGGCAGGAAUAAAUCAGAAGUUGAGAGAUUUGUGCAGUAUGGGUUUCUUAAGCUUCUGGACAUAGUUUAAUAUUGGGGUAAAACUAAUUUAUGGGGGGGAGUCAGAAGUACAUUUUUUGAAGUUUCAGUAAGUACCAACUUACUGCCCUAUGGUUUAGCCUAUAAUCUAACUCAAUGUGCAUAUUCAUUAGAGCAUAGGGACUAAUUUUGUAAACUAUCUACUACAGUAAUUAUUAGAUGUUACAUAUUCAUUUAAACCAUUUUUCCAGUGGCCUAUUUCUAGAAUGGAGUUUAGUACCCUAUAUAUUAGUCAGAUUGCACUUUCACAUCUUGUAAUAACUUCCUUCAGUGAACACAUUAAAUCAGAAAGGCUCUUCUGAGUAGCUCUGGCCCUUAUAAUUCAUAUUUUUGGAUGCACUGUGACUACUACCUCACCCCAAUGCAUUUUUGUUUUUCUUUCUAAACUGGUAACCUAUUUUUAAAAUAGGUUUUUAUGUUUGCUCAUUUUAUUCUGUUGGGGUUCUAAGACUUUUAAAAUUAGAGCAGUUGUUUACUCCUAAGAAAAGGCUUCGCAGUGUUUUACCAAAGCACUGGUUUGUAAACUAUUUUCCUGGGGAACAGAAGCUAUUGUCGUUUUCUCCCCUUGGAAUGACUUUUGAACUCUAAUUCCUAAAAUCAAAAAGUUACAGUUUUAGAACAGUUGUUGAAUUGAUUUUAAAAUGAGUUUUUUGUAUUUGGUAUGUAAGAAGUAUUAUUUCUAAAUUACAUUUGUAGGGAAAGCCAAAUCAAAUAAGACCUUUUGGGUUUUUGUUUUUUCAAAAUGAAAUUGCUUGAUAUCAGAGGUCAGUAUAAAUUUCAAUUUGCCUUUGUUUUAACUAUAUACAGAAGUAACUUUGUUAUUCACCAUUGUAUACAAAUUGUUACAAGUUAAUUUUAAAAGAUUCUGGAAAUGUAGCAAGUUUCUUUCCAUAGGAAAUAAAACUAUAGCAAAUAAAACAAAA